UGGCAAUAUGAGGAUUUUAUCGCUGUGAAACCUUCUCCUAAGAAUGCGCAAAGUGACAGCAAACAAGACGAAUUUGUCAUUCAUGUCCGGCAUAAAGGGAAACGGGUUUGCCCCUUUUUUUCUUGUAUCUCUUAUUGCUUCUUUAUGAAUGGAACUGACACAAUGCGGUUUUCGUCAGACUACACAUCCAACAUUGUCACUGAUUGCCUCCUGUUCAAUAGCAAAUUCGGUGAUCGAAAUGCUGAACCUAAUGCUGUUAACGUCUAUAAACACAGUUGGACGGGUCGUAGAGUUCCAGUGGUUCUUCGCGUUAAUGCUGCGGCCAUCGAGCAAGUAGAUAAUCGUGGAGUUGUUGUUCAGGUGUAUCCUUAUUGUAGGAUACGGAGAAUUGUGAAGUCAACGAAAUGUGAUGACUUCAUAAAAGAAGUCCGUCGGUCUGCAGCCGAUAACGUAGGCGUCAUUGUUCCCGUAACAAAAGAAGUCGCAACACUUAAUGAGUUCGCACUUACGAGGCUUGGCCUUUGCAGUCAUGAUGACCAAAUUACAUCGUAUGCGGAAUUCAAAGUGCAGAAAUUUGGUAAGCGUCAUGAGAAGUCAGUUCGUCGCCUGCUGUGUCUGACUGAGACCUGUCUCGUGGAACGUGACCCAGCAACAUAUUCAGUAGUCUGUGCUACUCCACUCGAACAGGUCGUUUGCUUAGUUCGUUUGGAAAAAGAUCCACAGCAGUUUAUUGUUGAAUAUACGAGUGGUGAAGGUCGCGUCUAUUCUGCCGCUGAAAGGGAUUUGAUUAUCGCAUCGUUGAUCGACGGCACUCGUGCUGCUGGGAAUCAGAUGGUAAUUCUCAUCUCUUUAUUUUGCUUGCAAGUCAAGCUUGGUCGACAAUAA
This is a messenger RNA of Angiostrongylus costaricensis, 885 nucleotides long. The record is from the annotation of a GenBank genome assembly. Lineage: Eukaryota; Metazoa; Nematoda; Chromadorea; Rhabditida; Metastrongylidae.